Molecule: messenger RNA, 3400 nt
Organism: Elephantulus edwardii (Cape elephant shrew)
Lineage: Eukaryota; Metazoa; Chordata; Mammalia; Macroscelidea; Macroscelididae
Gene: EYA1
Product: eyes absent homolog 1 (Drosophila)
Exons: 18
Coding region: 619-2397 (592 amino acids)
Biological process (GO): negative regulation of extrinsic apoptotic signaling pathway in absence of ligand; multicellular organism development; positive regulation of DNA repair
Cellular component (GO): nucleus
Molecular function (GO): protein tyrosine phosphatase activity
Source: RefSeq, a predicted model, not a curated record
AAACCAAUAAGCUUAGGACAAGAGAAUAGCUGUGGUUUGCGUUGCAAAAACAAAAAAAGCCCCGAGGCUCCAUGGGCAGACCUACAAGGCUGCGCAAACAAAUCGAGGGAUGAGAUUGUGCUGUUUCUUUGUCUCGGGUUCUCAGAUGCUAUCUGCUGCUGCUGUUCAGUGGGGAAAGAGCGCAGGGCUCCAGGCGGUUACUACACAGAACGGUGGGAGCUGAUGGCUCCGAGUUUGGGGCGAGCUAGAAACUCUCCAGUGCCACUUCCGACUCUAAGCCUUCCUGUCGCAGCGGGCUCGGGCGGUUUUGUCGCCGGGGACGGCGUCCUCGCUCAGUGGCUCCGCAGCCCGAGCCUGCAACAGCGGCCAGGCGCCUGUGCCUGGAGCCGGGCUUCACCCUCCGGAGCCGCUCGGCUGCCCGGAGCGCCCAGCGGCGCUGUGAGCGCCUAGAGCCCCGCACCCGUCAUUGCCCGCGAGCAAAACUAUGUAAGGAAUGGAGGUUUGCUAAACCAGAAAAUUCGAAGGAGCGCUUGAAACUGGUUGGAUGCAGCAGAUGUAAGCACUGUGCAAACAUCUCAAACCAGUUCAGAUGUUGCUGUUUCCUCAAGUUGCAGGUCUAUGGAAAUGCAGGAUCUAACCAGCCCGCAUAGCCGUCUGAGUGGUAGUAGUGAAUCCCCCAGUGGCCCCAAACUCGAUAACUCUCAUAUAAAUAGUAAUUCCAUGACUCCCAAUGGCACCGAAGUUAAAACAGAGCCAAUGAGCAGCAGUGAAAUAGCUUCAACAACAGCAGACGGGUCUUUAGACAAUUUCUCAGGUUCAGCAAUUGGAAGCAGUAGCUUCAGUCCAAGACCAACGCAUCAGUUUUCCCCACCACAGAUUUAUACUUCCAACAGACAAUACCCACAUAUUCUCCCUACCCCUUCCUCACAAACUAUGGCUGCAUAUGGGCAAACACAGUUUACCACAGGAAUGCAACAAGCUACAGCGUAUGCCACGUACCCACAGCCGGGACAGCCCUAUGGAAUUUCCUCCUAUGGUGCAUUGUGGGCAGGCAUCAAGACUGAAGGUGGAUUGUCGCAGUCUCAGUCACCGGGACAGACAGGAUUUCUCAGCUAUGGUACCAGCUUUAGUACUCCUCAACCUGGACAGGCACCCUACAGCUACCAGAUGCAAGGUAGCAGUUUUACAACGUCAUCGGGAUUAUAUACAGGAAAUAAUUCUCUGACAAAUUCCUCUGGUUUUAACAGUUCACAGCAGGAUUAUCCAUCGUACCCCAGUUUCGGCCAAGGUCAAUAUGCACAGUAUUAUAACAGCUCACCGUACCCAUCACAUUAUAUGACAAGCAGUAAUACCAGCCCCACAACGCCAUCCACAAAUGCUACUUACCAGCUUCAAGAACCACCAUCUGGCAUCACCAGCCAGGCCGUCACGGAUCCCACAGCAGAGUACAGUACAAUUCACAGUCCAUCAACACCUAUAAAAGAUUCAGAUUCUGAUCGAUUGCGUCGGGGUUCAGAUGGGAAAUCACGUGGACGAGGCCGAAGAAACAAUAAUCCCUCCCCUCCUCCAGAUUCUGAUCUUGAGCGGGUAUUCAUCUGGGAUUUGGAUGAGACAAUCAUAGUUUUCCAUUCCUUGCUGACUGGAUCCUAUGCCAACAGAUAUGGGAGGGAUCCACCCACUUCAGUUUCCCUUGGACUGCGAAUGGAAGAAAUGAUUUUCAACUUGGCAGAUACACACCUAUUUUUUAAUGACUUAGAAGAGUGUGACCAAGUCCAUAUAGACGAUGUAUCUUCAGAUGAUAAUGGACAAGACCUCAGCACGUAUAACUUUGGAACGGAUGGCUUUCCGGCUGCAGCAACCAGUGCUAAUUUGUGUUUAGCAACCGGCGUACGGGGCGGUGUAGACUGGAUGAGAAAGCUGGCCUUUCGCUACCGACGAGUAAAAGAAAUCUACAACACCUACAAAAACAACGUUGGAGGACUGCUGGGCCCAGCCAAAAGAGAAGCCUGGUUGCAGUUGAGGGCAGAGAUUGAGGCCCUGACGGAUUCCUGGCUGACGCUGGCACUGAAGGCCCUCACGCUCAUUCACUCCCGGACAAACUGUGUGAAUAUUUUAGUAACAACAACUCAACUCAUCCCAGCCCUGGCAAAAGUUCUGCUAUAUGGAUUAGGAAUUGUAUUCCCAAUAGAAAAUAUUUACAGUGCAACAAAAAUAGGAAAGGAGAGCUGUUUUGAGAGGAUAAUCCAGAGGUUUGGAAGGAAAGUGGUGUAUGUUGUUAUAGGAGAUGGUGUGGAAGAAGAACAGGGAGCGAAAAAGCAUGCCAUGCCUUUCUGGAGGAUCUCCAGCCACUCGGACCUCAUGGCACUCCACCACGCCUUGGAGCUGGAGUACCUGUAACAGCCGCAUAGCACUUUGAAACCCCACGACCGCCCUCAACCAGGGACAGAUCCAGCAGGCCUGAGUCUCGUGUCAGCGCUGGACGGCAGGACUUAGCGAUUUCAACAUAGUGACACACAGCUGCUGUCGGUCUUGCCCUUUUGCCCUUGUGGCAAAUGGAGGACCAUGCCUAUUUCUUGAGAACAGCUGUUGACUCUAGUACUGUGAAUCCAGUGAACACAAGCCAUGAGAAUGUUCUAACGCAGUCUAAUGUGUCUUUGCCACAUUAACUACACGGUUCAAACCUGUGAAGAAAGGACCUGCAAAUGCUCACGUUUUUAGUAUCUUCAGUGUGAUACAAACAGCUUCUCUGAUACAGCAAACUUGAUUGCACAACAAAAACUGAAGUGUGCAUCCCAAAUACCAAUGGAGUCAUUUUUCUUGUAAAGAAGGUUUACUUUUUUUGGUGUCUCAUCCCCAGGGUAAUCUAUACAUCUCUACUUAUUUAUGAACAGACUUUUUUUAAAAAAAACAACAACAACAACAACAAAAACAACAACACAGCUUUAUUGAGGUAUAUAGUUCACAGACCAUGUGAUUCUCCCAGGCAGAUUUUGAUUCAAAUCAUUGAAGAGACAACAGCGUAAGAAAUAAGCGAUGAAAAUCCUUUGCCUCAUGACACAGCAAGUACUUUUAAUUUUAGCACAUUGCAAAGUAGUUUAAACUAUGUCUAAUUUAAACGUAUAAUAUGUACAUCACUGAGACAAUCAUGUACAGAAAGAAUUUUUGGUGUAAAUUUGUAAUGAUGCCUCUUUUACAUAUGGUUUAGGGAGAUGCUAUUGAAAAGUAGAAAUGCCUUGAUAGUUAAGUGUGAGGCAAUAGUGCACAGAUUCAUGUGCAGCGCCUUAAUGAACCUGGGUAUAAAUAUGUAGAUAAUGGAUUUUUUUUUUUUAGAUAAUGUUGUCAAGACCAAAAGCAUGGAUGUUGAGUGUCAGUAAGGAUUUUACUUGUCCAAAAUUUCUUC